UUUAAUGCUAAUAGCUACAGAUACUCACCGGAGAUUUCCAGCGGUUUAUGGCAUUUUCUUUCUCUUCCUGCCAAAGGGUGUAUGCGUUUCACUGCGAGUGUUAUGCAGAGUGAAGCACUACAAGUAGCUUCCUCGAAAUUUAGGUUUAAAAGAGACCCUUUUGAUCAUUUAACUUGCUGUCCACUCACCGACAAUGAAGCGAGUCAAGGUCGAGUCUUCAGUCCCAAUGACUCGACUCACAUUGAUUCAGGCUUUAAUGGCCGUCCUUCUUGUAUACUUGCUCUUCAUGAGCCUUGAAAUCCCUCUCAUUUUCAAAACCGGCUAUGGGUCGGUGCCCGGCGAUGGCUCUCUCAUCGACGCCUUGCCUAGGCCCAUAUUGGCCGACGAUGAUGAAGCAACUCGAACGGUGUUGGAUCCUCAUCGGGUCUUUCUCCGGAUCCCUGAAAGGCGAGUGCGAGAGACGAAAAGAUUAUCUGGUCUGUUCUUCAAUGAGUCUAUUUUCGAUGCUGCUGACGCUGUCGAUGAACUCUCUGCCCUACACAAGGCCGCUAAACAGGCGUGGCUCGCUGGGAAGAAGCUCUGGGAAGAGUUGGAGUCGGGUAAAGUUCAAGCCGACCCUAUCAACGUCGAGAAUCGCAUUGAACAUUGCCCGGUGUCUAUGGCUUUAUCCAGUUCGGAGUUUUCCGCUCGUAAGCGGAUCAUAGAGCUCCCCUGCGGACUGACUCUGGGGUCCCACAUAACGGUGGUGGGGAGUCCGAGGUGGGCCCACCUGGAGAAGGACCCGCAAAUAGCGUUGCUGAAGGAGGGGGAGGAGGCACUGAUGGUGUCCCAGUUCAUGAUGGAGUUACUGAGGUUGAUGACCGUUGAUGGAGAGGAAUCACCAAGAAUUCUCCAUUUCAACCCGAGAUUGAAAGGUGAUUGGAGUGGGAAACCUGUUAUAGAGCAUAACACUUGCUAUAGAAUGCAAUGGGGAACUCCGUUGAGAUGCGAGGGGUGGAGUUCUCAGGCCGAUGAGGACACUGUUGAUGGGCUGGUGAAAUGCGAGAAAUGGCUUCGUGAUGAUGAUUCUAAUUCAGAAGAUUCAAAAGUCGCAUGGUGGUUGAAUAGACUGAUAGGACGACAAAGGAAGAUCUCGUUCAACUGGCCAUUCCCUUUUGCUGAGGGCAAGUUAUUUGUUCUUACUUUGAGUACUGGCUUGGAAGGUUAUCACAUCAAUGUUGACGGGAGACAUAUCACUUCUUUUCCAUAUCGCACUGGAUUUGUUCUAGAGGAUGCCACUGGAUUAUAUUUGAAUGGGGAUGUUGAUGUGCAUUCUGUUUUUGCUGCUUCCUUACCUUCCUUACAUCCAAGUGUUGCACCGCAGCAGCAUCUUGAGAUGUUCAGGAAGUGGCAAGCACCACCUCUUCUUGACGGGCAAGUUGAGCUCUUCAUCGGUAUCCUCUCUGCUGGCAACCAUUUUGCUGAGCGGAUGGCUGUAAGGAAAACCUGGAUGCAGCAUAAGCUGAUAAGAUCUUCAAAAGUGGCGGCUCGGUUUUUUGUAGCACUGACUAUAUUUUUUAUUCAACAGAAUGGAGGAAAGGAAAUAAAUGCACAGCUAAAGAAAGAAGCAGAUUUUUUUGGUGAUAUUGUUAUAGUUCCAUACAUGGAUAAUUAUGACCUUGUUGUAUUGAAGACAGUUGCAAUAUGUGAAUAUGGGGUUCACAAUAUGGCUGCAAAGUAUAUCAUGAAGUGUGAUGAUGACACUUUUGUCAGGGUGGAGGCCAUGAUACAGGAGGCAAAGAAGGUGCCAAGAGAUGGAAGCCUCUAUAUUGGAAAUAUUAACUACUACCACAAGGUUUUCCGCAGUGGAAAAUGGGCAGUGACAUACGAGGAAUGGCCAGCAGAAGAGUACCCACCCUAUGCAAAUGGUCCAGGCUAUAUUAUCUCAUCGGACAUUGCACAAUUUGUUGUGGCCGAGUUUCAAAGUCAUCAGUUGAGAUUGUUUAAGAUGGAAGAUGUGAGCAUGGGAAUAUGGGUGGAAAAGUUCAACGGUUCAAAACCUGUAGAGUACGUGCACAGCCUUAAGUUUUGCCAGUAUGGAUGCACUGAAGAUUAUUACACUGCGCAUUACCAAUCUCCAAGGCAGAUGUUAUGCCUCUGGGAAAAAUUACAUCAGGGAAAACCCCAAUGCUGCAAUAUGAGAUGAUACUUGUAUGAACAUAAUGAUAGUGUUCAGCCUCAUUAUGGUAAUUCUGAGAGGAAAAAGAAAGAAACCCCAAGAAACAAGUUUUUGCAGUCAUAGUAAAUCUCUGUGUAUAUUCAGAGCGAUUUAAGACAUACUGGGUUUCGGAUCCUCAUUGUGUACAUUCGUCACUCUAAAGUUCCUUUUUGUUGUUUCAAGUAGCCACAAAUGAUUUCCCCUGGUGCUGUAGAUUGUCCUAGCAGUAAUCUUGCUAGAGGGGCUGUACAAUUUAUAGAAGAGUUCCUGGUUUUGUAAUCUAUAGCGGGAAAGCAUAGGAGUGGAAGAAUUGAAAACAUUGUGGUUUCUCUCCAUUAGUUUCUGUCUAGGAUGUGGAGAGUAUCCUUGGACAUUGCCUUUGUUAUUAUUAUAUUGUUGAUUUUCAUUGGGAAGGUGAUGUUCGAAGUAUGGGCCUGGAUUGAUUGCGAUGUGCAAUCAAAUCUGAAACAUAUGGCAUGAGACUCUGGGCUGUUUAGAAAAAGAUUGAUGUAUUUCAUCAACCCAUUUGAGAUUCUUCUUUUUCUUAAUAAAAAAAAAAGAAAAAGAAAACCCCACAUUUGAGAUUCC
This is a messenger RNA of Hevea brasiliensis (rubber tree), 2785 nucleotides long. RefSeq names its product hydroxyproline O-galactosyltransferase GALT4. The record is from RefSeq and is a predicted model, not a curated record. The transcript is spliced from 7 exons. Gene Ontology annotation, molecular function: galactosyltransferase activity; carbohydrate binding. NCBI's taxonomy places the organism in Eukaryota, Viridiplantae, Streptophyta, Magnoliopsida, Malpighiales, Euphorbiaceae. Gene Ontology annotation, cellular component: Golgi membrane. Bases 194 to 2185 code for a protein of 663 amino acids.